Molecule: messenger RNA, 1709 nt
Organism: Gastrolobium bilobum
Lineage: Eukaryota; Viridiplantae; Streptophyta; Magnoliopsida; Fabales; Fabaceae
Product: calcium uptake protein, mitochondrial-like
Exons: 7
Coding region: 1-1431 (476 amino acids)
Biological process (GO): mitochondrial calcium ion homeostasis; calcium import into the mitochondrion
Cellular component (GO): uniplex complex
Molecular function (GO): calcium ion binding
Source: RefSeq, a predicted model, not a curated record
AUGUUUCCUUGGGGCAGAACAUUCCAACUGUCUCUCCGGCAUAACAUAAGGUUGUUGUGCACCCAAUCACAACGCUCCACUACCUCAUCAUCAUCAUCAUCAUCAUCAUCUUCUUGGAGGAGCUUUUUUGGUGGGUCCGGAUAUGGUGAAGAAAGGGUCAGAGACUUUGAGUCAUUUCUUAGAUCAAUCACUUCUGGGGUUAUGGUUGUUGGGUCCACCUUAGGCUUUUGGUAUUGGUCUUCUUUAUCUUCUCCUGGUUCCAAUUCUCUUCACUCAUUCGCUGAUUAUACAAGCGAAGAUCAGCUCCAACAAAACUAUGAAAACAAAUCUAAGUUCCUCUUUAACGAUGGCUAUAGAAGAAGAGUAUUCUUCAAUUAUGAAAAACGUAUUCGAUUGCAGAGCCCCCCUGAAAAGGUUUUCGAGUACUUUGCAUCUGUUCGAACCCCUAGUGGUGAGGUUUUUAUGACACCUGCAGAUUUGAUGCGUGCCGUUGUUCCUGUCUUUCCUCCUUCUGAAUCAAACCGUGUUAGAGAGGGUUCUCUGAGAGGAGAGCAGGUUCCUGGCGAGUUGCAAUGUGAACCUUCCCAAUCUUUUAUGCUCUUUGACACUAACAAUGAUGGACUCAUUUCUUUCCCAGAGUACAUCUUUUUUGUUACACUCCUCAGCAUACCAGAGUCCAGCUUUUCAGUGGCUUUUAAAAUGUUUGAUCUUGACAAUAACGGGGAAAUAGACAAGGGAGAAUUUAAGAAAGUGAUGGCAUUGAUGCGAUCUCAAAACAGACAAGGGGCUAACCACAGAGAUGGACGACGCCUUGGUGUAAAAGCUUCUAUUGAAAAUGGGGGUCUAUUGGAGUAUUUUUUUGGCGAAGAUGGAAAGACUUGCUUACAACAUGAAAGAUUUGUUCAAUUCUUAAGAGACCUUCAUGAUGAGAUCUUGAGGUUAGAGUUUUCCCAUUAUGACUACAAUAAAAAAGGAAGCAUUUCAGCCAAAGAUUUUGCCCUGUCCUUGGUUGCAUCAGCAGACAUCAAUCACAUAAACAAACUGUUGGAUAGGGUGGACGAAUUAAACAGUGACCCGCAACUGAGAGACAUUAGAAUUACAUUCGAGGAGUUCCAAGCUUUCUCAGAAUUGCGCAAGAAGUUGCAAUCCUUCUCUCUGGCCAUAUUCAGUUAUGGAAAAGUUAAUGGGGUGUUGACAAAAACUGAUUUUCAAAGAGCAGCAUCUCAAGUAUGUGGCAUUUCUAUUACAGAUAAAGUGGUUGACAUAAUUUUUCACGUGUUUGAUGCUAACUGUGAUGGAAACUUAAGUUCAAGCGAGUUUGUGAGAGUUACACAAAGAAGAGAAAACAAUUCGUCACGUGUUGGAUUAGGGGGUUUGAUAUCUUGCUGGUUGAACUGUGUAAACUGUUCAUCAUCUAAGCUUCAAUUUUGAUUGAGUACGUUCAUAAGCAUAUAUCUCCACCUCUCAGAAACUAGAAGGGAGGGUGAGAUAUCCAUCUUAUAUCUACUGUAAUGAAUUCAACCACAUGCAGCAUCACUAGGGAAAAUGGCAGAAGAUUCAUUGCCGUAGCAAGGGAAAUUUGCUAUGACAAUGUCACACCAUAACAUGGUUGCUGUCUACUCUGAAAUGUACAGUGUUCUAUUUGUAGUCUAACAUCUUGUUAUUUUGUGACGUGGUCUUUAUUUGUUGAUAUUUGUACAUAAUGACAU